This is a messenger RNA of Vanessa atalanta (red admiral), 1775 nucleotides long. It is a transcript of the gene elgi, whose product is annotated as E3 ubiquitin-protein ligase NRDP1. Gene Ontology annotation, molecular function: ubiquitin protein ligase activity; metal ion binding. NCBI's taxonomy places the organism in Eukaryota, Metazoa, Arthropoda, Insecta, Lepidoptera, Nymphalidae. Gene Ontology annotation, cellular component: plasma membrane signaling receptor complex. Gene Ontology annotation, biological process: protein K63-linked ubiquitination; positive regulation of JNK cascade; tumor necrosis factor-mediated signaling pathway. The record is from RefSeq and is a predicted model, not a curated record. Bases 226 to 1176 code for a protein of 316 amino acids. The transcript is spliced from 7 exons.
GCUCAACCCUAGUUGCACGAUACUGUAUUUCCGUACUCUGCUGCUUGUUGUUUAGUUAGUUAUUGUUAUUGAUAUUCACUUGGAUUUGGAUGACACAAAUCUGUAGACUGAGUGUUGUGUGACAUAUUAGAAUUUAAAAAAAGUAUUUGAUUGAUUAUUACAAGAUUGUUAUUAUUUUAUACACAAAGAUAGCUAGGCUAAUGUUUAACAGUCCUAAAAUUAAGAAUGGGCUUUGAAAUCAAAAGGUUUCAAGGUGACGUCGACGAAGAACUUAUAUGUCCCAUUUGUUCUGGAGUUUUAGAAGACCCUUUACAGGCACCAACUUGUGAACAUGCAUUUUGCCGUGCAUGUAUAACAGAAUGGAUAAAUCGUCAGCCGACUUGUCCAGUGGACCGACAGGCGGUGACCGCAUGUCAGCUGCGACCUGUUCCAAGAAUACUACGCAACUUACUUUCGAGACUAUGUACAGGCUGUGAUAAUGCACCUCAUGGAUGUAAUGCGGUUUUAAAACUUGACUCUUUAGCUUCGCAUUUAGUUGAAUGUGAAUUCAAUCCUAAAAGACCAAUGCCAUGUGAGGCAGGCUGUGGUCUGGUUAUACCAAAAGAUGAACUCGCAGAGCAUAACUGUGUUCGUGAAUUAAGAGCACUUAUAGCUACACAACAAGGAAAACUUACAGAUUUCCAGCAGGAACUUGCCGAACAACGACUUAUUAUUAAUGAACAUAAGCGUGAAUUGGCUCUUCUUAAAGAGUUCAUGCGAGCGAUGCGCGUAUCAAAUCCUACUAUGCGAGCAUUGGCUGAUCAGAUGGAACGUGAAGAGGUGAUCCGUUGGGCAAACUCAUUGGCUCGCGCGCGUGUUACGCGAUGGGGCGGCAUGAUCUCUACUCCGGAUGACGUCCUGCAGGUGAUGAUGAUCAAGCGAAGUUUGUCUGAGUCGGGCUGUCCUCCUCACAUUAUCGAUGAUCUUAUGGAGAAUUGCCAUGAAAGACGGUGGCCACCUGGUCUAUCUUCCUUAGAAACAAGACAAAAUAAUAGAAGAUUAUAUGAGAAAUAUGUAUGUAAAAGAGUACCGGGAAAGCAAGCUGUGCUGGUAUUACAAUGUGACAAUACUCAUGUUGAUGAACACAUGAUGGUGGAACCUGGGCUUGUCAUGAUAUUCGCCCAUGGUAUAGAGUAAAGUGAAAAUAAGACUCAAAAUUUUCUAAAAAUAUAUGCAAUUACAUGUAUUUGAUGAUAAAAAAAGCAAACUCAGGCUUUAAAUUCAUCAUAAUAAUAAUUAUAUUCAGAGUAACAGUGUUGCUAGGUAAGAAUAUAAUUUGAUACCAAUGUGCUAAAGUACAAUAAUUAAAAUGUUGGUUUGAUAUUCUAAAAAAAUGAAGUGUGAAGGUAUUUGAAUAAUGUAUUGUUUUCGAAUUGGAUAGCUAAACAUUCCUAAAGUACUCUUAGGUGUAAUGUGACUUUGGAACUAUGUAUCUUUAUUGUUAUAGUAUAUUAGAAAAUAUAUUUUCAAGGUCAGGUCUUACUACUGUUUUUAGAUUAGUGAUAGAGUGCUGUGUUAUGUUAGUAAUAUAAAAUGUACUUGUGUCGCUCUUUGUAUUGUAAAACUAAUUAGAUUUUACUCCAUAUGUUAAUAUUGGUAUUUUUGUUUAAAUUAAAUUAAAAAUCUGUAUAAUGUGAUAUUGUUAGGACCUAAAAUUAUUUUAUCAUCUUAUUUUCCAGUUUUUUUAAGGCCAAAUUUUUAAUAUAUUUUAAGUCGAUUCCGAAUAAACUUGUAAC